UUGCGAUUUCCUCGAGAAUUCUUAAUAGAUAAGAUGAGCCGGUUGUGCUCAUAUGGGAUCAUAAUCAAUCAUUGAUUUUAGUUACAAUUGAGUCUUCGUUGGGUGCAGCUGCACAGUAGAAAAUAUAAAAUGACCAGCUGGAAUUUGUCUCUGACUUUUUUGUGUUACAUUGGCCUGGCUAGAAUAAGUGGCAUUCACAGUGCAACUUCAUUGACUGUUGUAGUUGGUGGCAAUGCAGCCCUUCCAAAACAGUUUCCCAUGGCCGCUCGACUGGGUCAUCACAGCUCCAGUGGGAAUCAAACCAAGUGGUUUUGUGGAGGCACCUUGAUAAGUCACCAGGUGGUUCUAACGGCUGCUCACUGCUUUUACUCAGAUGUUGGAAUUGUGAACAUUGUGCGACUUGGCGAACUAGUUUUCGACACCGAGAAGGACGAUGCCGAACCAGAGGACAUUGAAGUUCUGGAAAUAAAGGCUCAUCCUAACUUUCGGUACCCCAUUUUCUACAACGAUAUUGGCCUCGUUCGUUUGCGCAAACAGGUAACCUUUGGACCUUACAAGAUGCCAGCCUGCCUGCCUUCGAAUGGCGGAGAGCAGCUAAAAUCCUUCACUGCCAUCGGAUGGGGUCAGCAGAGAUUCGACGAAUUCGAACCCUCCAAGGAGCUGAGGGAGGUGGAGCUGCAAAACUAUAAUCGCUCUUGUAGCGACACAACCUAUCCGAGCGAGGAUUGUCCCCAAGGAUACCAUGCCGAGAGCCAGUUGUGCGUGGGGUCCCCGGGGCAUAAGGACACGUGUAAUGGGGAUUCGGGUGGCCCGCUGCUAAUUGCCCAUACCGGAACUGGAUGCCGAUACCAAGUCAUGGGCGUCACGUCCGUUGGACUCGCAUGUGAUACUCCAGAUAUUCCCAGUUUGUACACCAGGGUGCACUACUUUGGGGAUUGGAUAAAAGCAGAGUUGGCAACUACUGAACGCAGCUAAGAAUUUGAAGUUUUUAGUUUUAAAUACGAUUUUCAGAUAAUUACAAAGGGUUGUUUCUCUGAACUUUAUUUACAUGUUCAGGUGGUCUUAAUUCCCACUUAUCAAUAAAAAUGUGGGCAGUUAGAUUCUGGUUCUGACAGAUCUGGUUUCCAGACUUGCGCAGAUAAUAAAAAGAAACUAAAGAUA
Drosophila teissieri is the source of this 1161-nucleotide messenger RNA. Its product is annotated as serine protease snake-like. Gene Ontology annotation, biological process: proteolysis. NCBI's taxonomy places the organism in Eukaryota, Metazoa, Arthropoda, Insecta, Diptera, Drosophilidae. The record is from RefSeq and is a predicted model, not a curated record. The transcript is spliced from 3 exons. Bases 130 to 975 code for a protein of 281 amino acids. Gene Ontology annotation, molecular function: serine-type endopeptidase activity.